Messenger RNA from Penicillium samsonianum, 2823 nucleotides. Its product is annotated as S53 family peptidase. Gene Ontology annotation, biological process: proteolysis. The transcript has 5 exons. NCBI's taxonomy places the organism in Eukaryota, Fungi, Ascomycota, Eurotiomycetes, Eurotiales, Aspergillaceae. The record is from RefSeq and is a predicted model, not a curated record. Gene Ontology annotation, molecular function: serine-type endopeptidase activity; tripeptidyl-peptidase activity. Bases 550 to 2565 code for a protein of 671 amino acids.
CGAUGAUCUUUGAUUUUCGCAUGAGAUCCUGUUCUUAUCUCGGGCUGUAAUUGCUGAGAUUAUGUUCGGAGGUUUGGAACCAAUGGACCCUGUUCUCCGACGGACGACAAAGAUACAUGUUUCUAAAUGUUUUGAAUCUCGUCGACUUGAUGGGUUGUAGCGACGCCAUUUUCGAAAAGUCGCCGAAAAACGCAACCCCAUCAUGGAAGAUAUAUACUCUCCGUGUCAAUGAUCUUCAUAUGGCCCCCGUGUGACCUGCCUUUAACCUUCCGAGGGGUGUCGAUUUGGUUUGAUCUUGUUAGAUGAAUGGCUCCGAGGAACCUCACCCCGAUGUUCAACCCUUAGCGAGAUACUUACAGGCUAAGACAAAGUUACUGACAAGCAGGAUAAGCUCUAUCCUUAACCCGUUUUGAUUUCCCGGGGUCUUAGCAUCAUUGAUCGACUGGCUGUCUUUCCUCUUGGAUGAUCUCAGUCCAAUCGAAUUCAAUGGUGCUCGACCCCCAAAGCCCCAUCCAGGCCCACCUUGGAAGAGGGGAGAUGCUAUAAAGAAUGCCUUGUCCGCUGCGGGUCUUUUUUUCACAUGAUUCGCAAGUUCGAAGGAGGAAGCUGAAUUGGCAAACUGCUGCUAAGACUAUUACCAUGAAAUCUUUCAUUAUGCUUUGUGCCUUAGCGGCCGGUGCGAUGGCAGUGCCAACGGCUCAUAGUUAUCAAUUGCACGAGCGUCGUGAUUUCAUUCCCAAAUCUUGGAUUGAAGGCAAGAAGCUCGACGGAAAUGUGUCACUACCUGUGCGAAUCGGGUUGACCCAGUCUAAUUUAGACUAUGGCCAUGAGCUACUUAUGGACUUGUCCAACCCUUACUCGAGCCGCUAUGGGCAGCAUCUGUCCAUUGAUGAAGUGCACGACCUGUUUGCCCCGACUGAAAAAGGCGUGAAUGACGUGCGUUCUUGGUUGGAGUCGGCUGGUAUUGCAAAAGACCGCAUGACGCAAUCAGCCAACAAGCAAUGGAUCCAGUUUGACGCCGAUGCCGAGGAGCUGGAGAAUUUGCUGCACACAAAGUACUAUGUCUACUCACAUGCUGAAACGGGCCGAUCGCAUGUGGCCUGUCGCGAAUAUCAUCUCCCGAGCUCCGUGCGUGAGCACGUCGACUAUAUCACUCCAGGAAUUUCUCUGCGAGAGGUGACUGAUGUCCGGAGAUCGACUGAUAAGCAGAAACGCUUCGUGGAUGGGAUCCCCCCUAUCCUUGAGCCGAUCCUCCUACCACUUGAGGAGCUGUUCAGCGAGGCUUCAUCCUUUUGCUCCCAAGCCAUUACACCCCAAUGCAUCCAACAGAUGUAUAACAUCAGUGAGGGUCACUCUGCUACAAAAGGAAAUGAACUGGGAAUCUUUGAAGGCAUCGGGGAUGUCUAUGCUCAGGAAGAUCUAAAUCUGUUCUUCUCGAAUUUGUACUCGAAAAUCCCCCAGGGCACACACCCAGCUCUCAAGUCAGUUGAUGGUGGCCAGGCUCCUACAGACAUUUCCAAUGCUGGGGCUGAGUCCGAUCUGGACUUCCAAAUCUCUUACCCGAUUAUCUGGCCACAGAACUCCAUUCUUUUCCAAAGCGAUGAUAUGCAUUACGAAAACCAUUAUACCUUCCAUGGCUUCCUCAACACGUUUUUGGACGCCAUCGAUGGCUCGUACUGCAGUACCAUCUCGCCUUUGGACCCUACAUACCCCGAUCCGGCAGACGGGGGCUACAAGGGCUCCCUGCAAUGUGGCGUGUACGACCCACCCAAGGUCAUCUCGAUUUCCUAUGGCUCCGCCGAGGCGGAUCUCCCCAUUUCCUAUCAGCGGCGACAAUGUGCCGAAUUUAUGAAGCUAGGUACAAUGGGAGUUUCCGUGGUGGUCGCUUCGGGUGAUUCUGGUGUGUCUGGACGUGGAGGCGACCCCACCCCAAGCAACUGCCUUGGCUCGAAUGGCAGAAUAUUUGCUCCAGAUUUCCCGGCCUCUUGUCCAUACCUUACUGCGGUGGGAGGCACUGAAAUCCCUACGGGGUUCUCACCAGAAGAUCAUAAGGAGCAAGCUGUGACUAGGUUCCCGUCAGGCGGCGGUUUCAGCAACAUUUACAAGGCGCCUGAUUAUCAGGCCCAGGCUGUUGCCGAUUACUUUGACAAGGUAAAGCCCUCAUACCCAUACUAUGAGAGCGUGGACAACAGCAGCUUCGGUGAGAAUAACGGUAUCUACAACCGGAUCGGACGUGCCUAUCCAGAUGUUGCUGCUAUUGGUGACAAGGUCGUCAUCUAUAAUAGGGGAACGGCCGUGUCGAUUGGUGGGACAUCGGCCUCUGCACCCGUAUUUGCUGGAAUCCUCACCCGCAUCAACGAGGAGCGACUGGCCGCUGGCAAGUCCACUGUUGGCUUUGUCAACCCUGUAUUGUACGCUCACCCGGAGGCAUUCUUUGACGUGACGAAGGGCACUAACCCGGGUUGCAACACUGAUGGCUUCUCUGCGGCCGAAGGUUGGGAUCCAGUGACCGGAUUGGGUACCCCCAACUAUCCAGAACUUUUGAGGGUUUUCAUGGGCCAGUAGACUAGUUUAAUAUAGGGCGAUCUCGCUUUUGUGGACACAUUCAGGGACAAUGAACACAGGGAAUUCGAUGCGAUUCAAUACAAGUUCUGUUAGAAAAGCAAAAGAACCGUGAUAACGACACAGGACUAAAAUAUUGUACCAUUCUCGGCACAAGACCGGAGCGAUCGCACCGACAAAGCCAGUCCCCUGCAGGGCUCAAGGGAUUCGAUGCCCAAUGAUGUGUCUGACAGGAUUGCCAGCAAACCAGCAACAAAAUUG